GACGACGUCGUUCUCGGAAAUCAGUCAGGAUGCCGCCCAAGAUGGAUCCCAACGCGAUCAUUGAGGUCUUCCUCCGCGCCACCGGCGGCGAGGUCGGCGCCGCGUCCUCCCUCGCGCCGAAGAUCGGUCCCCUCGGUCUCUCCCCGAAGAAGGUCGGCGAAGACAUCGCGAAGGAGACGAAGAAGGACUGGAACGGCCUUCGCGUCACCGUCAAGCUCACGGUGCAGAACCGUCAGGCGAAGGUGUCCGUCGUCCCCUCCGCGUCGGCGCUCGUGAUCAAGGCGCUGAAGGAGCCCCCUCGCGACCGCAAGAAGGUGAAGCACGUGAAGCACAGCGGAAACAUCAGUCUGGACGACUGCAUCGAAAUCGCGCGCAUCAUGCGUCCGCGCUCGAAAGCUAAGAAACUCGCCGGCACCGUGAAGGAGAUUCUCGGCACGGCGAAAUCCACCGGGUGCACCGUCGAGGGCCAGGACCCGCAGGACGUGCAGCAGGCGAUCGAGGACGGCGACAUCGAGAUUCCGGACAAGUAAACGCGGCGGGCGAUGAGUAGUUUGUAGCUCAGCUUUCAAAGGAGAGAGAGAAGCUACGUGC
Messenger RNA from Micromonas pusilla CCMP1545, 591 nucleotides. RefSeq lists its product as uncharacterized. Gene Ontology annotation, biological process: translation. Gene Ontology annotation, molecular function: structural constituent of ribosome; large ribosomal subunit rRNA binding. Lineage: Eukaryota; Viridiplantae; Chlorophyta; Mamiellophyceae; Mamiellales; Mamiellaceae. The record is from RefSeq and is a predicted model, not a curated record. Gene Ontology annotation, cellular component: ribosome; cytosolic large ribosomal subunit. The transcript is spliced from 2 exons. The coding region runs from base 30 to 530 and encodes 166 amino acids.